GCCAGACCCGCGGCUAGCGCUGAGCGCAGCAGUGUACCAUCCACCGGCUGACUGCACACGCCUGCGCGGGUCGUCGUCCCAACAUGUCGGUGCAGUCCGGAAUGUUCCAGCGCCUGUUCCUGAGGCGGCACAGGACUGUGAGCGGCAUGCACGCCUACAACAUCGAGUACGUGCCCUACAGCAAGGACCGCCUGGACGACAUCGUCGAACUGAUGUUGGAUACCUUUUUCACGCACGAGCCGCUGGCGCUCAGCGUGCAGCGAGCACCGGGAUCGGGCCGCGAGGACGUGCUGGACUGGCUGCGUCCGUGCAUCGCCGGCUGGACCCAUGACGUCAUGCUGCUGGCCGUCGACGCCGACGAGGACCGGCUGGUGGGCGCCACGCUCAACAAUGUCAUCACGGCCGAGCACCCGACACGUGGAGCUGGCCGCGCCACCACGGCGUGGACGUGUUUUGCACACUUCGGAGCCACGCGCAUUCUGCACCGCUGCAUGACGGCCGUGCAUCCCGACUACCACCAUCAGGGCAUCGCUAAGGAGCUGGUCGAUACCAGUUCGUUCGACCUGGCGCGCAAGGACGGCUGCCAGGCCGUGGUGGCCGGCGUCACGCACCGCACCGCCCAGAAAAUCCUGCUCAACCAGGGCUUCGAGGUGCUGCGGGAGCUGCGCUACUGCGAGAGCAAGACGCUCGCCGCCAGCCCGUACUUCGACGAGAACAGGCUGGGCCACCACAAGUCGGCCAAGCUGAUGGGCGUCUCGCUGACGGAGACCUAG
Molecule: messenger RNA, 773 nt
Organism: Pollicipes pollicipes
Lineage: Eukaryota; Metazoa; Arthropoda; Thecostraca; Pollicipedomorpha; Pollicipedidae
Exons: 4
Coding region: 84-773 (229 amino acids)
Molecular function (GO): N-acetyltransferase activity
Source: RefSeq, a predicted model, not a curated record